CGGUGGCGCGGGCGGCGGGCGGUGCGGGGCGGUCCGGCGGGUUCAAAGAGGAAAACAUGGCGGAAAACAAAGGCGGCGGCGAGGCUGAGAGCGGCGGUGGGGGCUGCGGCAGCGCGCCGGUAACUGCCGGGGCCGCCGGGCCCGCGGCGCAGGAGGCGGAGCCGCCUCUCGCCGCGGUGCUGGUGGAGGAGGAGGAGGAGGAAGGCGGCAGGGCGGGCACGGAGAGCGGCGCGCCUGGGCCCGACGACGGGGGGGUGUCCGCGGCCUCCUCCGGCUCGGCCCCGGCUGCCUCAGUCCCUGCGGCCUCAGUGGGUCCUGGAGUUCCCGCAGGGGCAUUACCGACGCCGGCCACAGCUCAGGCCGCGGCUCCCGCUCCAGGUCCCUCCGCGGGGCCGCCUCCCGGACCGCCAGCCUCGCUCCUGGACACCUGCGCCGUGUGUCAGCAGAGCUUGCAGAGCCGGCGUGAGGCGGAGCCCAAGCUGCUGCCCUGUCUUCACUCUUUCUGCCUGCGCUGCUUGCCCGAGCCUGAGCGCCAGCUCAACGUGCCCAUCCCCGGGGGCAGCAACGGCGACAUCCAGCAAGUUGGUGUAAUACGGUGCCCAGUAUGCCGCCAAGAAUGCAGACAGAUAGACCUUGUGGAUAAUUACUUUGUGAAAGAUACAUCUGAAGCUCCUAGCAGUUCUGAUGAGAAAUCAGAACAGGUAUGUACUAGUUGUGAAGACAAUGCAAGUGCAGUUGGCUUUUGUGUAGAAUGUGGAGAGUGGCUAUGUAAGACAUGUAUUGAAGCACAUCAGAGAGUAAAAUUCACUAAAGACCACUUGAUCAGGAAGAAAGAAGAUGUCUCAGAGUCUGUUGGAGCAUCUGGUCAGCGCCCUGUUUUCUGCCCUGUACACAAACAAGAACAGUUGAAACUUUUCUGUGAAACAUGUGAUAGAUUGACAUGUAGAGACUGUCAGCUAUUGGAACACAAAGAACAUAGGUACCAGUUUUUGGAAGAAGCUUUUCAAAACCAGAAAGGUGCAAUUGAGAAUCUACUGGCUAAGCUUCUUGAGAAGAAGAAUUAUGUCCAUUUUGCAGCUACUCAGGUGCAGAAUAGGAUAAAAGAAGUAAAUGAGACUAACAAACGAGUAGAACAGGAAAUUAAAGUGGCCAUUUUCACCCUUAUCAAUGAAAUUAAUAAGAAAGGAAAAUCUCUCUUACAGCAGCUAGAGAAUGUUACAAAAGAAAGACAGAUGAAGUUACUGCAGCAGCAGAGUGACAUCACUGGCCUUUCCCGGCAGGUGAAGCACGUUAUGAACUUUACAAAUUGGGCAAUAGCAAGUGGCAGCAGUACGGCGCUACUGUACAGCAAGCGACUGAUUACUUUUCAAUUACGUCAUAUUUUGAAAGCACGGUGUGAUCCUGUCCCUGCUGCUAAUGGAGCAAUACGUUUCCAUUGUGAUCCCACUUUCUGGGCAAAGAAUGUAGUAAAUUUAGGUAAUCUAGUAAUAGAGAGUAAACCAGCUCCUGGUUAUACUCCUAAUGUUGUAGUUGGGCAAGUUCCUCCAGGGACAAACCACAUUAGUAAAACCCCUGGACAGAUUAACUUAGCACAGCUUCGACUCCAGCACAUGCAACAGCAAGUGUAUGCACAGAAACACCAGCAGUUGCAGCAGCUGAGGAUGCAGCAGCCCCCCGCACCUGCACCGACAACUGCAGCAGCGCCGCAGCAGCACACGAGGCAGGCAGCCCCGCAGAUGCUCCAGCAGCAGCCUCCAAGAUUGAUCAGUGUGCAAACAAUGCAAAGAGGCAACAUGAACUGUGGAGCUUUCCAAGCCCAUCAGAUGAGAUUGGCUCAGAAUGCUGCCCGAAUACCAGGAAUACCCAGGCACAGUGGCCCUCAGUAUUCCAUGAUGCAGCCACACCUCCAAAGACAACACUCAAACCCAGGGCAUGCUGGACCCUUUCCUGUUGUGUCUGUGCACAACACCACAAUCAAUCCAACCAGCCCUACCACAGCUACUAUGGCAAAUGCAAAUCGAGGUCCCACCAGCCCAUCUGUUACAGCAAUAGAGCUAAUCCCCUCAGUUACCAAUCCGGAAAACCUUCCAUCGCUGCCAGAUAUUCCACCCAUACAGUUGGAAGAUGCUGGUUCAAGCAGUUUAGAUAAUCUACUGAGUAGGUACAUCUCAGGCAGUCACUUACCCCCACAGCCUACAAGCACUAUGAAUCCCUCCCCAGGACCCUCUGCCCUAUCUCCAGGAUCAUCAGGUUUAUCCAAUUCUCACACACCUGUAAGACCCCCUAGUACCUCUAGUACUGGCAGUCGAGGCAGCUGUGGCUCAUCAGGAAGAACUGCUGAGAAGGCAGGUCUUAGUUUCAAGUCUGAUCAAGUGAAGGUCAAGCAAGAACCUGGGACUGAAGAUGAACUAUGUAGCUUUUCAGGAGCUGUGAAACAAGAAAAGACAGAGGAUGGCAGGAGGAGCGCCUGCAUGUUGAGCAGUCCUGAGAGUAGCUUGACACCACCUCUCUCAACCAACCUACAUUUAGAGAGUGAGUUGGAUGCAUUAGCAAGCCUGGAAAACCAUGUGAAAACUGAACCUACAGAUACGAAUGAAAGCUGCAAACAGUCAGGGCUCAGCAGCCUUGUUAAUGGAAAGUCCCCGGUUCGAAGCCUCAUCCACAGGCCAGCAAGGAUUGGGGGAGAUGGCAGCAGCAAAGAUGAUGACCCAAAUGAAGACUGGUGUGCUGUCUGCCAAAAUGGAGGGGAUCUCUUGUGCUGUGAAAAAUGUCCAAAGGUCUUUCAUCUAACUUGUCAUGUUCCAACUCUUCUCAGCUUUCCAAGUGGGGACUGGAUAUGUACAUUUUGCAGAGAUAUUGGGAAACCAGAAGUUGAAUAUGAUUGUGAUAAUUUGCAACAUAGUAAGAAGGGGAAAACUGCACAAGGGUUAAGCCCCAUGGACCAAAGGAAAUGUGAACGUCUUCUGCUUUACCUCUAUUGCCAUGAAUUAAGUAUUGAAUUCCAGGAGCCAGUUCCUGCUUCGAUACCAAACUACUAUAAAAUUAUAAAAAAACCAAUGGAUUUAUCUACCGUGAAAAAGAAGCUUCAGAAAAAACAUUCCCAACACUACCAAGUCCCAGAAGACUUUGUGGCGGAUGUCCGUUUGAUCUUCAAGAACUGUGAAAGGUUUAAUGAAAUGAUGAAAGUUGUUCAAGUUUAUGCAGACACACAAGAAAUUAAUUUGAAGGCUGAUUCAGAAGUAGCUCAGGCAGGGAAAGCAGUUGCAUUGUACUUUGAAGAUAAACUCACAGAGAUCUACUCAGACAGGACCUUCGCACCUUUGCCAGAGUUUGAGCAGGAAGAGGAUGAUGGUGAGGUAACUGAGGACUCUGAUGAAGACUUUAUACAGCCCCGCAGAAAACGCCUAAAGUCAGAUGAGAGACCAGUACAUAUAAAGUAAAAUGACAUGAACUUAAACCAAUUGUUUAAAAAAAAAAAAAAAGAAAGAAACUUUAUUUAAAAUGUUGCUGGAAUAUCCUGCCUACAGUGGGCACCUCCUGGAAGAAGGUGAUAGCUUUUACACAGUAUUAGAUUGAAAUAAUGGACAGAAAACACUUUCUUGUCAAGAAAGGGGGAGAGAACUCUAUGUGCAACUUUAAAAGUAAAAACAAAAAGCAAAAGUGAAAUGAUUUGAAGAUUUCUGUUACUGAAGAGGAAUUCUUUAGAAUGGGCAGAUGCUGAACAUGUGGUAUUGAUUGGUGCAGGACAUUGGGUGUAUAAGUAAAAUACUUGAAGGACAUGUCACUUAAUGAAUUGUCUCUUUGGCCUAGAGCACACAGUUAUUGAAACAACUUUUAUCCCUCCCCCUCCACAUCCAUAUGUACUAGUUUGUUUUCUAGUUAAAAUCAAAGUUGCUCAGAUUCCUCUUUGAUGUCAGUGCAGAUGUGCAUUGAAUUGUGCCGUUACAUUUUUUUCUCAUUUUGAUGCUGUUGGGCGUUAGUUUUUAUAUUGCUUUAAAGAACCAACAGUAGUUUUAUUUUCUAUUCAUACUUAAAAUCUAGGAUACAUGAUCAUUGAUCAUCAUUUAAUCACCUUUAGUGGUCUACUGAAAUAAAGCUAUGGUACCUUUUCAGUAGCAGAUCAUGAUUGUUACAGUAGUCAUUUCCAGAAAACAGCUUCCACAGAAUUGCAUUUCCUAGUCAGGUCAUCUGAUCUUACAGUUAUUCCCAUGAAAGGCAGAAUGUUUGUUUCAGAAUUAAUCUAGUUUUCUGUACAUUUAAAUUUGAUUAGGAAGGUGACAACUGGCUCUUACCCAGUCUUCCUCCAUAUCAGUUUUCUGAUAGACUCACUAUUGGCAAACAGUAAUCUGUCCGCUACCAAAUGUGUAAGAUUUUCUGUAUUCACUUUGUCUUAUUUGUAAAUAGUGAACUAAAACUUCUGGCAGAUCAGCAACAUUUGCUGAGCUUGUUUUUUAAUCUAAUGUGUAUUCUUACUAAUGUUCCUAUCAAGAAUGGAUUUGUAAUAUAUGCUGUCUAUUUCUAAUGUUCACAUUCAUAUUUUGAGGUUCUACCUUAUUUUAAUAGAGAACAGACUUCUCAGAAAAUCUUCAGAAGCAGCUUAUUAUUAAAAUAUCAAAAUAUUGAAAUAAACCCGGUGGGGUUAGAUUACUCAUCUGUCCACCAAGUGGGACAUUUGCAUGGACUGGGGGCUUAAAGGACUUAGAAGAGACCUGUAAGUAAAUCCUGAAAAAUGAGCCAAUCCCCACUUGAAUGGUUACUGGAGUAAACCCACCCUUACUACCCUGAUUGCAGCAUCCGAGGCAGAUAAACCACCUUGGUUCUGUUUCAUUUUUCUUCUCCAUUUGUGCUGCUCAGAUCCAAGAUGUAUGUUCUAGACUGUGUACAGGCUUCUCUUUUGUUGGGUUAAAAUUUUCAGUGCUGCUUUUUUGUAUGGACAUGUUAGAAUAUAAAGUGACCAAAAUAGAAGACUUGCCAUUAGUUAUUUUUCAGAUGUCAGCAGAUUUGUGGCAAAUCAUUUGCCCUUUUGAAAAUUCAGCUUCGGCAGAUAAUACAUUAGACUACUCAGAAAAAAUUAUUUAACAUAAUUGUCUAAGAGGUAAAUACUUUUUUAGUGCAUAUUGAAUCAAAUAAAGUGCUCUAAAGAAUAACUAUACAAAUUCCUUUGGGUUGUUUUUCUUUUCUUAAUAAGUGGUGGGGGUAAACAUGAAUAUUAUUCAGGCUUUCUGGUGGUAUAUUUAAAGUUUUUUAUUAUAGCUAUUAACUUACUUUCAUACUGUGACUUCCUUUUAGCUUCUCUUUCAGUUUUGUUUUAAAGUAAACUUGAAAAUAUAUACUAAACUGAUUUAUCAUUUUACUUAAAUUUCAAAUUCCUAAGAGGAGUUUUCUUAUAAUAGAGAAAAUUCUUUAAAAAUGUUUUUAUCUUUGCAUAUUUUCCUCUUUUCCACACAUUCAUGAUUUCAGUUUACCAGGAGACAUCAAAGGACACAUUUUUGGAAAGUGCUAAGUAGCAAUGUAGCUUCACUUUGUCAAGCCAUUGAGUUCUAGUAUUUUAUACCUGUUCUUUAUAUGAAUCCUUUUCAUGAUUCUUAGACAACAGGCAUGCGUAGGUUCUACCAAUGGGGGGAAAAACAAUUUUAAGUAAAUAUUUAUUUCUUUAUACUUGGGGCUUUAAGAGAUAAUGUGUUUCCUUCAAAACAUUUCCAUGUUAAAUGGAGGUUUUUUAAUUCGGUUUUUUUUUUCUUUUUUGGUUCUUAAAAAGCCACUUAAUUGUUAAUGUCUGAUAGGCUCCAUUUCUGUUAAGAGAACAUAACUCAGACUGCUGAGGAAUCACUAUUACUAACUAUCAAGCAGCCACCAUUAAAUGAAGGUGUUUACUUUAGAUUUCAUUAAAGCUUUUUUCUUGUGCACUGGUCAUUUUGUUUCUAAGUUUAUUUGUUCAGCACUGUCUAAUAUAGCUGUUAAAAAGUAUAAAAACUUUGAUAUUAAGAUAUCUUACAUGUUUUCCUAUUAAUUUAUGUUUUGAAAAAAGACAAAUAUUGAAUAUCAGUCCAUGAAGGCAGUUUGUUUUGAUACAUUCUUGCAGCUGCAUUCUUUGUUAAGAGGCACUAUUUUCAACUUAGAGAUGUUAAUGUUUCCUGAAGAGCUUGCACAAUUUUUGCCAAAUUGAAGUUUCCGUCUCCCAUCAGAACACUAAGAACAAAAUGUUCCUCAGUCUCUUCUGCUGGCCUAAAUUUGUAUUUUUUAGCACUUGGCUCAGCUGAUUCACUAAGUAAAGGGGUUGCUUUGCAGGGUGAAGCAUGUGUGUGUUCCAAAGCAUGGUUCGAUUGUAGGUCAUGCUCUAUAUAGAAACAUCAAGUGUUGCUACAGAGAAAGGAUAAGACAUUAGAUCUACUAUUGAAAUUACCCUUUUUCGAACCAACAAGGUACUUUUCUGACUUCUGUUUCAUAGCUAAGGGAACUUUAAAUAAAUUUUAAGUCAAUUAAUUCUUACUUUUUGUUUUAACAGUUUCUGAGAUUUUUAGUUAAUCCAAAGAGGUAGUAGUGCUUCUAAAUAGAAGCAAAAAGUUUAUAAUGUGCAAAUUGUAGAUCUAUCAAUUACCUCAGCAGGUAUCCUGCCAUGUAAUUAUUCAUGAUUAGUGUUAAUUAGCCAAUAGAUUUAGGUCUUCUGACUAUGCCCUUGGAUUAUGACCUGCCAUAUAUUACUAAAGAGUCUCUUAGUAUUCAGAAUGGAAGUUGAUGGUGUGACCGCCCCCUCUUACCCACUCCCACUGAUAUCUAGCACAUAAAAUAAAGUCUCUUGUCAUUUCCUGUCAGUGCUGCUUAUUUGCAUACUCAGCAUUGGAUCAGUCAGGAGUUUUAUCAAACACAUCCACCCCAACUCUGCUAAUUAAAGCAACCAAAUUCUUUAAUUCAUACCAUUUGUAUUAAUAAUCUGCUGAAGGUGAUCCAAGGUUUUCAAGGUGUAUCACAGUUUGAUCAUGUUAGCAGACCUGGAUGUUUUAUUUCUCUCUCUCAGUUAUCUCCUCUUUGAUAAAGCAAUAACACUGCUUUAAGUCUGUUGCCUAAUAGCAUGUCACAAUCCUAUACUGGAUGGUGAUUUUAUAGGAAAGUUUGUAUGCAUAUCACCCAGUCUAUCUUUUACAAAUUAAGAAAUUUAAAUGUAUUCUGGAACUAAUGACAAUAUAUUGUGGCAUUUUAUUUUAAAAAUUGGGGAAAGUUGCAUAUUUUUUUAAAAGUAGGUAUUUGAGUAAAAAGUUGAAGGUACUUUUUUAAGAAGAAAAUGUAUAUGCCACAGUUUACAUAGACAUUUCAGAAUUCAACAUGUACUCUUAGAUAUAAUAAUGGUUUCUUUUACUUGGUCAAAAUGCAUGUAUAGCAUUUCUUCCAUCUUAGUUCCUUGUGUUUGCCUUCGGGGUCUUUUAUAUGUUUUUUAUUGUGUCUGAGAAACAAUUAUCUUCAAAAAAAUCAAUUUGGAUAUAUUUGUCAUAAACUAUAAAAUGUACAAAAUUAAGUUUAGCCCUUUUUAAAUAAGUAAUCUUAAAAAUUAAAAAUGACGUUCUUUUAAAUUCACGAAAUUUGUAUGUGGGGAAGGCACUGAAAUGAUUUUGUGAGUGCCACUGCAAUAUUCCCUUUCAAGUGUGGCCUAAAUUUCAAUCUUAAGAAUAAAAUGCAUGUCUGCUCCUGGUCUGAAAAAUGUAGGCAUUUACUAUGUUUUAAAUCACAGUGAAACAUAUAUAUAAGCCUAUAAAAAAAAGAUUUGUGCAAUCUGAAAGCCUGUUGAUUUUCUGUGUAGAUAUACCUACACAUGAAAUGGUUAAAUUCACAGCCUUAUUAGUUCUUUGCUUCCAGUAUUUCAACUGGUUUCCUCCCCUCAUUAUUAUUUCUACUACUACAACUAUUAUUUUUGCACAUAAGUACCCUUCAAUAUAAUUAUUAAAGAAAAAGUGCUGUUUCUGUGGUAUUGUAUUCUCUAAAUAAUCAUAUUUAAUUUUUUAAAUAAGGUUGCAGUUUCUAAUUGUUCCGUUCCUGUAUUUUUGCUGGUGUGUAAUAAAAACAAGAUUCCCUUUUCAUGGUUAUUUAAUACAUUAGCUGCCUGUAAAUAUUUCUUGUUACAAUGCUCUGGAAUGUGUUAUAGAAGUUGUAUUAGAUUAGGUUAAAGCCUUGUUUGAAAGUCACAUUGUUUUAUUUCUAUUAAAUUAGAAAAUUGAAAAUGUU
Molecule: messenger RNA, 8214 nt
Organism: Manis javanica (Malayan pangolin)
Lineage: Eukaryota; Metazoa; Chordata; Mammalia; Pholidota; Manidae
Gene: TRIM33
Product: tripartite motif containing 33
Cellular component (GO): chromatin
Molecular function (GO): zinc ion binding; protein binding
Source: RefSeq, a predicted model, not a curated record